UUGUUUAAAAUUAAUUUUAAACAUUGUCUUUUAUCAUUCUUUAAACCGCUGGAGAGAGCUGAUACAUUGUGUAAGUGGUUGCAUCAAUCCUAUUCUGUACCAAGAAAAGAGCUCUGUUGCCUAGCAACAUGACAAAGGCCCUUUGAUGAUGCCUUAGAGUCAUGUUGCUAGGCAACGUGACAAAAAGCCCAAAGUCAAGACCCAUUGAUGUCACCAACUGCUUUAUGAUGUCAUGAUGACUAUACCAACCUGAUGUUGGUGCUUUGUUAGUUACUAAUUAAUUAAAAAAUAGAAAAAAACAACAAAAGAUAAAAGGUAUACAAUUCUAAAGAUAAAGGGAAUAGAAUCAGGGUUUAGUGAUGUCAUAAAUCUCACGUGACAUGAAUGCCCUUAUGUAAUGAUGAUGUCAGAGCACCUGAUGUGAGUUUGUCAUCAUGACAUCAUAUGACAUCACAUGACAUCACAUGACAUAAUGUGACAUAAUGUAGACUGCCACUCUAGUUCAUAAAUACAUCUCAGAUUUCUAGUUAAAACAUUCGCUGUGGUUGAAGAGAUCUAAGGUUAUUGCUCUAGAAAGAGUACUUUGGAAACGCACUUGGAGCACAUUCUUUGCAGAGACAAAAAGCUUUUGUUUCUGAAACUUUCUGGAAACUCUGUCAUUUCUGUUAUUUUACACCUAACAAGUGGUAAAAAUGCCCCGUGUAACUAAGGCAAACAGGCGCAACAAUCCAAGCCCAAAACUCAGUGAAGUUCUGGAGGAACUCAACACGCUGAAAAAGGCCCAUGAAAACCUCAUCCAGGACAAAAAAGGCCAGGCUCUUUCUACCAAGGUGGAAGCUCUUGAGCAUGAAAAUGCUCAAUUGAAGAAAGAACUAGAAGAACUUGCUGUUUCAACUGACACCAAAGAGUUGAGACAGAAAUUCAACAACUUAAAAGAAGAGAAAGACCAGACGACUGAAGAACAGUUGACCCUGAAACAGACCAACCUUGACAUGGUCUGGGAGCUGGAAGAGUGCAAGGCCGUGUUGAUCCAACAAAUGGACAUCAAUGACAAAAAUGAAGCUUGCAUCAAAAAGCUGAAACAGCAGCUUAAAGAUUUCAAAGAGCAGAAGGCUGCAAAGGGAGGCAAAGGACCCAAACCAGACAACAACAAAGCCUUUGAGGACCUUGAAAGAAAAUAUCAGGAGUCUCAAAAGGAAAAUGAGGAACUAAAGGCAGAAAAUCAAGUUCUGGUUGAUGAAGUUGAAGAUUUGGAGAGAGAAAAUGCUGACCUAAACAAGAAACUGGAGGUCUCUGCUCAGCAUGAAUCCACAAUUACUGAGCUGAAAGAGCAACUGAAGAAACAUGAGGAGGAGAAAAAGGCUCUCCUUGAAUUGAACAAACUCAGAGAAAAAGAAGCAGAAGAUGCAAAAAGGGAGUUGGAAGAAAUGAAGGCAAACAAAGAGAAGAAAACGGUCUCUGUGCAGACUGACUCUGAUGCUGAGGAGAAGAAAACAGUCUCUGUACAGACUGGUGAUGCAUUCCUGAUUCCCAGAGUCAAAGAGGGAGAAACCACAGAAGAACAGGUUGAGGUAGAAGAAGAGGAACCAAAGAAAGGAAAGAAGGUCAAGAGGUUUUCCUUCACCAAAUUUUGGCGCAGAUUGUUUUGCUGUAAAAAAGUCAAGCAAGCGACUGCACACAAUUAAAAAAAAAGAUCAACUUAGUUUUAAAAAAAGGGGCUGCAUGGCAAGGUUUGCAUGUUCUUUCCAUGCAUGCGUGGGUUUUUCUCUGGGUGCUCCAGUUUUCCCCCCACAACCCAAAAUAGAAAAGAUGUAAAUCAUGAUUGGUCAGGGUUUAGAAGCUAGUGGGAGUGUGUGCAGUGAUUGAGUUCAACUUUUGUUUUUUGUUUUUUGCUUUUAAUUGAAAAAACGGGCUGCAUGGUUAAAUUGGCGUGUUCUUUCCAUGCAUGCGUGGGGUUUUCUCUGGGUGCUCUAGUUUCCCCCCACACACACAAAAAAAAGUGAAAAUCAAGAUUCCUAAAUGUAAUGACACAAGACACUGGUAAUGUCCAGGAAAACAUUGAAAAAGAUUUUAAGAACAUUUUCUUUUUUGUGGUUAAAUUGAAGCUUUUAACAAAAAUGUUCAUGUUUACUUCCAGUCAUUAAUUAAAACUGUAUUAUAUUUUAUUUCCAUGUAUUUAUGCAAAUGUAUAUAAUGUACAAUAACUUGUUAUGUGUUAGUCUGUGAUAAAAAAAUUAAAAUUAAAAAAAGUAAAAAUAAAAAACAUAUAUAUAA
Molecule: messenger RNA, 2274 nt
Organism: Oryzias latipes (Japanese medaka)
Lineage: Eukaryota; Metazoa; Chordata; Actinopteri; Beloniformes; Adrianichthyidae
Source: RefSeq, a predicted model, not a curated record